Molecule: messenger RNA, 1572 nt
Organism: Symbiodinium natans
Lineage: Eukaryota; Dinophyceae; Suessiales; Symbiodiniaceae
Source: the annotation of a GenBank genome assembly
AUGCGUAUAUGGGGACAUUGCAUAGAGGACGUUGAGGCCCCCAGAUCUGCUGCCAUGAGCGCCACGAUGACUGCAGAGGAGCUGCAGGCUCAGAUCGAGGCAACCCGGCGAGACGCCGACGCGGAGGAGGCCAGAUUCGUGCAGCUCGAGGCAGAGUCUGCGCAGGCCCAGGCGCGGCAGAGGCUCCGCCGGGAGCUGGAGCAGCAGGCUGAAAGGCUGGAUGCGGCAAGGGAGAUCAAUGAUGAUGAAAGAAGCUACCGUCUGCAGGUCGAUGAAGACAUGGCUGGAGAUUAUUGUCCCGGUGGUCCUAGUCCGGCAAUAGUUCAGACUAGAGCCAAGAGAUCCUACUUGUCUCAGGCACGCGGUGAAGAAAGCAUGAGUUUUGGCAGUGAGGUCGCUCGGGGCGAAUAUGUGUGGAAGCUUCGGCAGUUUUCAUGGAUGCGCAGCGCGCUGCGACAAGACUGCGAGGCUUAUGCAGAAUCUGAUGACUUCCAGGUCGGCAGCUGUCGCUUUACUUUCAGGUACAAUCCGACCGGAGGCCUGGUCUUUUCCAAAGAUGGGCGGCGGUACGAUGGCUCUCUCGUCAUCAAAAUGUGUGGUGAAAUUGGAGAUCUGAUUCGCUACCGAAUCUAUGUCAGGAAGCCGUCGUGUGGGGACUUCGUGCAGUGGAGUGCAAUGGCCGAAGUAAUUCACAGUCCUUAUCUGAUCCCUCCUAUCUACGGCCCCGAUGUUCACUUGCACGGCUCCCCACACUCCGGGGUAGGAAUCUUCGGUCUGACGUUUGAAGAGCUGCUGCAGUCGGAGUGGGUUGAAGACGACACUUUGACCUUGAAGUUCGUGCUGGAAGUUCGGCCAUAUGAUUCUUGUACAAAGCACACGGAUGCAGUGAAGGUCCCAGAGCCUACUAUGACUCUAGACAAUCGAGCUUUGCUGGAGGAAGCUGUGGGCAGCGAUGUGCAGUUUACUGUGCAGGGUGAAGUCAUCCAGGCUCACUCACAAGUUCUCUGUGCCAGAUCCGAGGUUUUCAGGAAGCAGCUGACCGGCGGCAUGCAAGAGAGUGUGUCGAAAAACAUCACGAUCGAGGACUCUGAUGUCGCAACCUUCAAGGCGUUCCUACAGUUCCUCUACACCGACAACCUCCCAGAUGUCCAGGAGCUUAUUCCGGCUGGGACGUCAAGCCAGAGCGAUGACGGGAGCAGCAGUAGGCAGCUGUCGCAGCUUCAGGCCCUCCUGGCCGUGAGCAACAAGUAUCAGGCCACGCGGCUGCAGCUCUGGUGUGAGGCGAAGCUGUGUGAGGAGCUCAACACAUCACAGGUCUGCAGCAUCCUCUGCCAAGCGCAUCUCUUCCAAGCCAAGCAACUCGAGAGGGCCUGCUUGUCUCACAUCAAGGGCCACAUGGCCGAGGUUCUCAAGCUCCCGGCCUACACCGAGCUCGUGGCAAAGUGGCCCGAGAUCGGCGUGGAGGUCAGCCUCUUCUUGGCCGGUAUGCCACAGGCUGAGGCGAGUGAAGUGGCCCAGGCCUCCAAAGUUCGAAGGUUGGAGGCUGGCAAGGAGCGGACCUUUGGGCCCUAA